AGUGAGAUUGUGAGAAAGAAAAGCUUGUUGGCAAUCAGGAAUUCCAAAAACAAUAAUUUCCACAGUACUCAUCUUCCUGUUUGACCUUGACAUCUUGAUGACUACAAGAAUCAAUGUCUGCUAGAGCAACCAUGCCCAUUUAGACUCCAGUUCCUUGUUCAUUGUUUUUCUAUAAGAAUUCCCAACACCAUGAUUCUCUUCAUUUAACAUGUUGUAUUAGAAUUUUAUUAGAUUUCAGGAGCAAUAAAACUUACCUAGGUCUUACGUGAAUAGCCUACAUAUAAUUAUAGUUCAACAACCGUGUUUUUUUUUUUUUGGACGGAAAGAGUAUGAAUUUUUUAGUAUCGGGAAAGUAAUAUAUAUGUUCACAUUUGUCCAUACGUGUAUAAUUGAUGCUAAUGCGCGCUGGUGGAAACAAAGCCCAACUCUACUGAGCUCACUCUACUUCUGUUCACUCACUCUCACCUAUUGCUUUUUUCAUUCUGCAACUACCACACAAGCUGUAUUACUGUUUUUUUUCGCUUUCAACCCGGACAAAAGAUUCAUAUGUACAAAGAAAAAAAGGAAAGCUGCUUGAAUAUCAGGAAUUUGGGUUUGGGGAAGUGCAGCAAAGGCUUGUGGAUCGCCUCAACAAAGUUCCCUUUCAAAAAGUUGCAUUUUGCUUAGCUAUAAACGGAUAUAUUCUUCAUCAACUAGGCAAAUCGUAUUGGCUCCAUUUUCAGCAGCUGUUGAGAAAAUUAUUGUCAAUGGAGAGAUGUUUUCAAAGUGCAUUGGAUGAUCUUCAUUCAAUAAGCCUGAAAAUCCCCUUUGAGUAUGAAUUUUACUACGAUCUACAUGUGGGAGCCCACUUGAGUCUUAUGAAAACAUAUUAUGCGUUUGGAAGGAAGUUGGGCGAUGGCGUUGGAUCCGAAUCUACUAGUUUUCGUACUUUGGAGGAGACUGUUUACAGUUGUUGUUUGGCAAUUCAUAUUUUUUCUCUCGCAUUGACAGAUGCUAAUGCUGAUGAGAAGUCCUCACAUCAUGGGGAACCAAUUCCUCUCCACGGGUUGGUUGGUAUCUAUCUUUGGGAGAUAAUGAAGUCAAGUUUGGAAGAAAUGAAAGAAUUGAUGCAGAGUCUCCAAGAAGGCUCACUGCAAAUGAAGUCUUCUUCUUGUCCCAUAGAAAUGGGGGAACUCCUGUAUGUGCUGGACUCCCUUAUUCACAGUCUGGGAUGUCUACCCGAUUCCAUGACAGAUAGUAAAACCCUACUUAAAUUCUUUGAAUUCAUGAAGAACUUGAUCCGCUUUGCCCUUUUUCGAGGACUCCAGAAUUGGCAGAUCGAGGACAUGUCGAUUCACGUUCAGCGUUUGGUUGUUGAUGCCGCGACCUUGUAUUUGAAAUCUUUUUGUCAACCUGAAAAACGAGAAAUUGGCAAAAUGAUAGAAAGAUUAAGGCCUGUUGAGCUGCGUGUUUGUGGAAUAUAUGUUAGAGUCUUGGAAGAAGCAUCAAAAUCGCAGUCAUCCAAGCAUGCCAAUCGAGGAAGCGAGUCAAUUAGGUUGGACAUGAUUGAUUCUCUCACCUUUCUUCUUUCAGAAGCAUUAUUACCUCGGGGUACUCGUUACACGGGCAUGUUUGACCAUCAAAUCUAUACACUCUAUGAGGGACUUACAUUCUUGAGAACCACUUUGAAAGGGCACCCUCCAGAUAGGUUUGCCAAGUUAUAUGAUGAGAAAAUGCAUAACAUUAUCGGAGUUUUGUUGUGCGAGGCAGGGCUCAUAGCUUGCUAUCUAUUUCUCAAAAUACAUGACAAUCGCUUGAUCAAACCGCUACAGAAUUUGCUUUCUGAGGUUGAGAGAAAAUUGAAGCUUAUCAGGGAGACAGAAGAAGAGGCAACAAGAUAUCCACUCAAGCCUGCAUCCUGCUUUCCGCAAACCAACUUGUUGAGGUUCAUUGAUUCUGUCCUGGUAAAAAUGGAGUCACUCAAUCUUUAUGAGGCCGCUGACUCAGUGGUCGCUUCAGAGAAGACUACAUUUGUAACAAUCCGUGACGAUCUGGCGUUUCUAAGAUCUUCGGCCGUCAAUUUCAUGGGGCAACGCGAUCAAAAUGAUCAGAAGGUUCAACCUCUCUGGAGCCGCAUAGUUGCGGUAGCCUAUGAAACAGAGUUUGUAAUUGAUUCUCUUGUGGUUGGAGGCGCAAUUCAAAGCUUUGUCGGGAUGAUUAAUCUUAUCAUAGAACAAAUCAAGCUUAUUAAGAUUGAGGCUUCGGAAGUUUCUCCUAGUCUGGGACAGAUCACCAAAGCCAAAAAUUCUGCUAGAAUUCAUAAGUGCUUUCCAUCAACUAGUAAGAUGCCAGAACUCAAUGAGGCAGUGGUGGGCUUGGAUGAUGAGGCACGAAAGAUAAUUGAUCGGCUCACAAGAGGGACGAAACAGCUGGACAUCGUUUCUAUUGUUGGUAUGCCUGGGUUGGGCAAAACAACUUUAGCAAAGAAAGUUUAUCGUCAUCCCUCCAUCGUCCAUUACUUUUGUGUUCGUGUAUGGUGUACUGUUUCUCAAGAAUACGACAAAAGAAGUUUAUUACUUGAGAUUCUGAGUGGUCUUAACGGUGGCUUUGCUGACAGCCAAUCAAAUAAGAGUGACGAUGAUUUGGCCGAUGCAAUUCGCAAACAGUUGAAGGGGAAAUCAUAUCUUGUAAUACUGGAUGAUAUUUGGGAUAUCGAACCGUGGAUUAGUCUAAAAAUGUCAUUUCCUGAUGACAUAAAAGGAAGUAGAAUUCUCCUGACCAGUCGAAACGAGAAUGUCACUUCACAAAUCAAACCACAGAGUCAAUCCCCCCACAGUCUACGUUCGCUUUCCAAGAAGGAGAGCUGGGAAUUAUUCCAAACGAAGAUACGUUUUCGAAAUGGUUGUCCUCCGGAACUAGUUGCACGUGGGAAGGCAAUUGUGCAACGUUGUAAGGGAUUGCCAUUGAUGAUUAUGAUUGUUGUUGGAUUCCUUUCAAACAUGGAAACGAGUAGCGAACUUGGUAGUUUCGCUGAGCCUAACAUGUCAUACCGGUUGCUAAUAAGCUACAAAAGAGAGGAGGAUUUUGCAGAGCCAAUGCAGGUUUUUCAUUAUCUACGCACUUUGUUCACUGUUAUUGAUUAUCAUUAUCCAUUUGAUAAACGACGCUUGUACCAUAUCUUGUACAAGUUUUGCCGGUCCAAACUUGUAAGAGUUUUGGACUUGAGGGGCAUGCAUCACUUCCAUUUCUUCCCAAGUGUAAUUCUACAACUUGGACACUUAAAAUACUUGACCUUGAGAAUUGAAGCUGGGCCAAGUUGUCCUGAAUUCAUCAUCCCGCGGUCAAUUGUGAAUCUGUCAUCUUUGGAGACACUCACUCUUUACUCUGCACAUUUUCACGUCACCAGAGUUUUGCUGCCUGAUACUGUCUGGAAAAUGAAAAACUUAAGGCGUUUGAAAUCUAAAUCAUCGUGUUGGGUAUUGCCAGCAGAUGAUGAUCCCGAAGAUCUCUCCCGUUUAGAGAAUUUACUAAGUUUCUCGGAUGUGGAAUUAUCCAGUUGCCAGGCAACCAAGGAAGUUCUCCGCAAGUUUCCCAAUAUCCGCAGAUUGAAAUGCAAACUCAAACUGCGCAAGGGAGUCUCUGAGAUUGUAGCAUUAGAUUUCUUGAGCCAACUUGAAUCACUGAGCAUCUCUGCUUCCUUUUUCCUAGAAUUCUGUGAUUAUCACUAUCAGUUUCCCCAUAACUUGAAGAAGCUAACCCUUGGAGGAGGACUUGGCCUUCCAUGGAGUAAAAUAUCAAUGAUUGAGAGACUACCGAAUCUUGAGGUUCUCAAACUACGGCACAGAUCCUUCACCGGGGAAAAUUGGGACAUGGAAGAAGAUGGGUCAUCCUUCCCCUGCCUUAGAUUUCUGGAAUUGUCAUGGUUAGAUUUGGCCCGGUGGACAAGCUGCUCGGAAGAUCAUUUUCCUUGUCUCAAGAAAUUAGUGUUGGGUGGAUGCUGGAACUUGCAGGAAUUACCUUCCUUUUUAUCCGAAAUUCCAACCAUUCAAAUGAUUAAGGUGAUUAACUGCAAGAAGAUUGCCACUGAUUCAAUAAAGACAAUUGAAAAAAGACAGAAGGAUUUUGGAAACGUGGAUCUGGACAUCCAAAUACUCCGGUUUUCUUUUGAAUAGAUGUACUUGGGAAAUCAUAUCAGUUGUUUUAUACUCAAUGGCAUUCCACAAAGUGCUGCAAUGAACAGAUUAUUAAAGAUUCGCAACUGAAAUAAUUUCUUACUUCCUCAGAUUUUCUCUACACAUAGAAGCCUUGUGACUCUCAUCAGGUAAUGCCUCUCAAUCAACAUUUUCGAUUGAUAUGCCCUUUCUUGCUUACAUCUCUAUAUAUUUUAUGGUGAUCACUAUGCUUUUUGCAGAGUGGAAAUGCAUGGUUCUUAUUGGUUUCUAUGAUGACUUGAAAACAUAAUAGUAGAUUGAUAACUUUACAAGUGGUGAAGUAGAAUGGGAGAGCACUAUGCUUGGAACAAAAUUUAAUUUAAGAGAUUGACUUGAUCAUUUUCCUUUUCUUGGGCUUUUUUAAUAGGAUGUUCACAUUCUGCUAUCUGGUUUUCAACAAGAUAAUUUUUUUUCCGUUGAAAAUUGAAGAAGUUUAUAUGGUUAGAUACGAGACUAACUUACUUUCCUCUUCCGGUUGGAAAUUUUUUAGCUGCUUGGUUCUGGAAAACGGUUGAUAUGCAGGCUUCAUCAUUAUGAGGUAAAAAUGACCAUUGCUGCCUGCUUUUCGAUAUUUCUGAUGUGUUUGGCACAUCUGAAUUUAUCAUCUUUACUAUCACACACCAAACUAUGUAUCCGAGAUUGUCUUUGAAAACUUUAAAUUGUAAAUUUUAACUGAUUUCUUUUGAAUAUUAUUAGCUGAUUAAGUUUUCAACUUUGUAUUUGAAAUACAUAGCUUGCAUUUGAUUGUAACCUGACAAUGUGACCUGCUACAAGAUUCCCCUGCUGCUCUUUCGUCUACUGUAAUGACCGCUAUCCAGGUUUCUUUUUCUUACAAUUUGAAUCCAUUUUGUAGAAAAGAUUUUGCAAUUUGUUACACGAAACCUUAGCGUUAACUUUUUCUUUUCUUUUAAUAACAUUCGCAGAUUCCUUUUGCUCUUUCGAGAGUAUUCCAUAUGGACAGACUUGGUCAACAUUCUAAAAAUUCUAGAGGUUAGAACAUGUAUAUCAAAUCUGUGUGCUCUUUGGUUACAGUUUUGAUUGUGAAUCUAAACUGGCAUUGGAGUGUUCACAGGUUACUGCGUGCAUUUUAGGUUACAGUUUUUCCUUCGAUAUGAUUGGGGUGUGUUUUUGUUGUUUCUGAAAUACCUUCUCGUCCGCACAGUUCAUGCUAACAAAUAGCAUCCAUUCUUUUGCUACUGAAAAAGAAUGUUUCCUCCUCAGAUGUUCCCUAUAAAAAGCACUACUGCAAGCCUUUUGGCUUUAGACAACUGGUUUAGUUCUUGGAUUGUCGCC
Oldenlandia corymbosa var. corymbosa is the source of this 5483-nucleotide messenger RNA. The record is from the annotation of a GenBank genome assembly. Lineage: Eukaryota; Viridiplantae; Streptophyta; Magnoliopsida; Gentianales; Rubiaceae.